UCCUGGUUAUAAACUGAAAAGAAGACUACUUAAAAUGAGAACCUCUCUGCAUAUGUGACUGUGAUUGUCUGUAUAUCAGAGUAGAGAAGUCAUGUUGCAUCACGUGUGUGUUGUUUAAAACCAUGGAGCCGGGGUUAGAGUUCAGUAAAUACUGAUGAUGUCAUCGUCUGAAGAUGGCUGAAGGAGAAGGCUGGUGGGGAGGCUGGUUUCAGCAGAGCUUCCAGGCCGUCAAAGACAAGUCAUCUGAGGCCCUAGAAUUCCUAAAGCGAGACCUGACAGAGUUCUCCACUGUGGUGCAGCAUGACACAGCCUGCUCAAUUGUGGCUACAGCCACUGCUGUCAGAAACAAACUUGCAGUGGAAGGCUCCUCAGAGACCACAGAAAAGGUGAAGAAGAGCCUCUCUAGUUUCUUAGGAGUCAUAACGGACACACUUGCUCCACCCCCUGAUAAAACCAUCGACUGUGAUGUCAUCACGUUGGUGGCGACGCCAGCUGGAACCACAGAGGUUUAUGACAGUUCCAAGGCACGUCUCUACAGUUUGCAAGCUGACCCUGCUACAUACUGCAAUGAGCCUGACGGUCCCCCAGAGCAGUUUGACAACUGGCUGUCCAGCUUCAGUCUGGAAGAAAAGAAAGGAGAAAUCUCAGAGCUUUUGGUCAACAGUCCCUCUAUACGAGCGCUUUACACCAAAAUGGUGCCAGCAGCUGUAGCCCACUCAGAAUUUUGGCAAAGGUAUUUCUACAAAGUCUUCCAGUUGGAUCAGGAGGAAGCAAGGAGAGUAGCACUGAAGCAGAGAGCAGAACAGACGACACACACAGAGACCCUGGGCUGGGAGGAGGAGGAGGAGGAUGAUUUCCUUGGCGCCUCGUCAUCAUCUCAACUCAACUUUACAACCCCCCUGGACAACACCUCAACCCAGCAGGCCACGACCUCGACAUCUCCCACUCUUCUGAGUCCCAUCCUGUCUCCGAGCGAAGAGCGCGACGCCACACUCUCAGUUAGCAGUGACAGCGUCAGCCUGCCGACGCAGGUGGAAGUGCGGCCGGAGCCCGUUACCACAGAGCUGGCCGAGAAACUGACCGAGGCUAGCUUGGAAGAUGUUGUGGACAAGACACAAGAAGAGCAGAGGCCUGGAAAGAGUGACUCAGCUCCUGAAGCUCAAAUGGAAGCUGUAACCCAGCCAGGAGUCACUGUUGACGGGGCACCGGUGAGGACCACUACUUCUAAACCAGAGGCAGCAAAGGAAGAGGGUCCACAGGACCUGAGAGUGUUUGAGCUAAACUCUGACAGCGGGAAGUCUACGCCCUCUAACAAUGGCAAGAAAGGGUCCAGCACGGACGUGAGUGAGGACUGGGAGAAAGACUUUGACCUGGACAUGACAGAGGAAGAAGUUCAACUGGCACUCUCUAAAAUAGAAGACUCUGGAGAGCUGGAUGAAGACUGGGAGAACUGGGACUGAGCCACAGCAACACAAACUCUGUCCCGCCAUUAAAGCUAGUUCUCGGCAGACGAACCAUGCUUAAACAUGUUUUAACUCUUUGUCCACACUGUCACCAUGUCAUGAUUGUCAGUAGGGGAUUUUUCUGGCGGGGUUGGACCAUAUUGGUAAACCUGUUGGAAAGAGCAAUGGGAAGACCGAGGCAAUAAGAAUUAGACCGCUUCGUCAGCUGUCAGUUUAGUGCAGAUUGGCCGCUUGCGAGGGAAAAGACUCGAGUCUUGGUUUUUUUCUUGGAGUAAUUUCUUACUUUGAGGCUAUGACACUAGUAACAGACAGAGGUUGUAAUCAUUCUGACCUUAAAGGUUAAGGACACGCAGCGACAAGUCAGAAUGUGAAAUGUUUCGCAGCAGCAGGGGAGGAGCUGUUUUUCCCUUUUUUCUUUAUGCCAUUAAACACAUCAUGUGCGUUGCGAGUGUAUUUCAAGUUGGGCAAUGACUUAACUGCAGGCUGCACAAUAGCCAUAAACUGUAAUGCUGCUUCUAAACCUUUCUAAGAUGAAAUACUUCGCAAGUGAUUUUUUUUUAAUAAUAGCGAUGAAUUUGAUUCUACCUGUGCCCCGCUUUCUUUCUUUCUUUCUUUCUUUCUUUCUGUCUUUCUCGUCUUUAUUAUGCAAGUGAAUCUUCAAAAUGGAAAAAAAAUAUUUCGGCCUUCAUUCACAGAGCACUUUUCAUUUUGGAUUCACUCCCAACUCUAGAUAUAUGGCCUUUUAAAACACACAGUAGUGUGACAACGUUAUCCAAAUGUUUUUGUAACAAGUCGGUCAUCUGAAACACAACCAGCUAACGUUUCAUUAUCAGUUCUCUUUCCCCCUCUCUUUGUCAUAUGGUGAUUGAUUUGAGUAUAUGAGCUUGUUGCAGGCUACAUGUUGUUUUCUGUCACUUUUACAUGUUUCACUUGUGUAUGUCUUACUUGGGUAGAGCAAAUUCAUUAAUGAUUAUUAAGAGAGAGGUCAUAUUUGAUUUUAUAAAGAGAAUUCAGACUGGCCCCGGUCACACGGUACCGGACUAUUUGGCUCGAGAUCGUGAGUAGCAUCAAAUCUGUGACAUUUUUAAGUUUUUCUGUCGGCCUAUGUUUGGAACAAAAUAGCUCAGCAGGCAGUGUACCAAGUAGACGAAUAAGCAGCGUGAGCACGCUCCAUGCUUUUAUGGUUUCCUUUUCCAUCUUCUGUAAUGUAGCUGAGGAAAAAAAUAAGCCUAGAGGUGUAAUAUUUAUACUAAAAUAAAUGCUUAAUUAUUGUAUUAUGUGCUUUGGAUUGCAUGUCUGUGCAAUAACAUUAUGCAAAACAUUGUGCAGAUAGUUACUGUUGAGUUGUAUGUUUUGUUUUUUAUUCGUUUCUUUUUUGGUAAAGACAUUGGCUUGUUCUUCAGGUUCUUUGUGUUCUGACAAUGUGUUGCAUGUCUAUAAUUCUCGGCUGUGUAUUCCCUUCAGAUUCACACUUUGAACUAAUCAAAGCUGUUCUACACACAUCUGUUUUCAAAGCUGUCAAAGUUCUUUUUUAAGUCAAGUAUUUCACUAUAUUUUUCAAAUGAUCGUUGUCAUUAAAGGAUUCAUGGCUAAUGGA
Molecule: messenger RNA, 3060 nt
Organism: Seriola aureovittata
Lineage: Eukaryota; Metazoa; Chordata; Actinopteri; Carangiformes; Carangidae
Gene: bsdc1
Product: BSD domain containing 1
Exons: 11
Coding region: 174-1460 (428 amino acids)
Cellular component (GO): cytoplasm
Source: RefSeq, a predicted model, not a curated record